Messenger RNA from Rattus norvegicus (Norway rat), 1626 nucleotides. It is a transcript of the gene Trmu, whose product is annotated as tRNA mitochondrial 2-thiouridylase. Gene Ontology annotation, biological process: tRNA processing. The coding region runs from base 58 to 1383 and encodes 441 amino acids. Gene Ontology annotation, molecular function: sulfurtransferase activity; tRNA-5-taurinomethyluridine 2-sulfurtransferase activity; transferase activity. The record is from RefSeq and is marked validated. Lineage: Eukaryota; Metazoa; Chordata; Mammalia; Rodentia; Muridae. The transcript is spliced from 10 exons. Gene Ontology annotation, cellular component: mitochondrion.
UCCGGCGUAUCGUGCACGCAGCCAGAAAGCUGCUGGGAGGAGUUGCGGUGUGUGCAGAUGUCGGCGUUGCGGCACGUCGUGUGUGCCCUGUCUGGCGGCGUGGACAGCGCGGUGGCCGCGCUGCUGUUACGGCGGAGAGGUUACCAGGUGACAGGGGUAUUUAUGAAGAACUGGGACUCGCUGGAUGAGCAGGGCAUUUGUGCUGCUGACAAGGACUGUGAAGAUGCGUAUAAAGUGUGUCAGAUCUUAGACAUCCCUUUCCACCAGGUGUCCUAUGUGAAGGAGUAUUGGAAUGAUGUAUUCAGUGACUUUCUGAACGAGUAUGAGAAGGGAAGGACCCCGAACCCCGACAUCAGCUGCAACAAGCACAUCAAGUUCAGCUGCUUUCACCAUUAUGCUGUGGACAAUCUUGGAGCAGAUGCUGUUGCCACUGGCCACUAUGCAAGGACGUCCCUGGAGGAUGAGGAAGUCUUUGAGCAAAAGCACACUAAGAGACCAGAUGGACUGUUCAGGAAUCGAUUUGAAGUCAGAAAUCCCGUAAAACUUCUCCAAGCAGCUGACAGCUUUAAAGACCAGACCUUCUUUCUCAGCCAGGUUUCCCAGGAUGCCCUGAGAAGAACCAUCUUCCCCCUGGGGGAAUUAACAAAAGAUUUUGUAAAGAAAAUAGCUGCGGAGAAUAGACUCCAUCAUGUGCUUCAGAAGAAAGAGAGCAUGGGCAUCUGCUUCAUUGGUAAGAGAAACCUGGAGCAUUUCCUUCUUCAGGUGAGUGUGUCUGACGUGAGUGGCGGUCUGCUCUGGGCUGGGGCUCCAGUAGUGAUGAAACCUGUCUUCCAGUAUUUGCAGCCUCGGCCUGGGAAGUUUAUUUCUAUCGAGGAUAACAGAGUUCUGGGAACACACAAAGGUUGGUUCCUAUACACAUUGGGCCAGAGAGCUAAGAUCAGCGGCUUGAGCGAGCCCUGGUACGUGGUGGAGAAGGAUGGCACCAAGGGUGACGUGCUUGUGGCUCCCCGGGUAGACCAUCCAGCUCUGUACAGGGACCUGCUGAGGACCAACCGAGUGCACUGGAUAGCUGAGGAACCACCUGCAGCCUUGGUCAGAGACAAGAUGAUGGAGUGCCACUUCCGAUUCCGCCACCAGAUGGCACUAGUGCCCUGUGUGCUGACGCUCAACCAGGAUGGCACUGUGUGGGUGACGGCUGUGAAGGCUGUGAGGGGCCUUGCCCUGGGACAGUUUGCAGUGUUCUACAAGGGUGAGGAAUGCCUCGGCAGUGGGAAAAUCCUGCGGUUAGGGCCAUCUGCCUACACACUCCAGAAGGGCAAGAACAGAACCAGAGUGGCUCCUGAGGUCUCCAGUGACAGCCCAGGCCUGCACCCCACAUCCUGACAAUGACAGAAUCUGCAGCAGGAUGGUCAGUGAUGGGCUUUGGUGUGGCCAGAAACAGUGGGCAGGCUGGCUGCAGUCAGGGCAGCCUGAGGAGGGAGUGUCUGCGCUGCUACUCCAGGAAACCAGAAGUACGAGCUGGCACCGGGUCUGCCUCAAGGGCCCUGAUGGGGCUGCUCUUCCACAGUGUCCAGAGAAGGCCAGCACAGGAAGAGCAGCAGCAAAUAAAACUCUGUCAAAGUCUGA